Messenger RNA from Geosmithia morbida, 2988 nucleotides. RefSeq names its product F-box domain. NCBI's taxonomy places the organism in Eukaryota, Fungi, Ascomycota, Sordariomycetes, Hypocreales, Bionectriaceae. The coding region runs from base 1 to 2988 and encodes 995 amino acids. The record is from RefSeq and is a predicted model, not a curated record. Gene Ontology annotation, molecular function: protein binding. The transcript is spliced from 3 exons.
AUGGCCGCCGUGGCUGCUAGGAAUGAAGCGUCGACGCCGACCAGGGGACCCCUCACAUUCCUUGACCUGCCUCUCGAGACGCAGCGGGAGAUCAUUUCUCAUUGCUCGCAAAAUGAUCUGAUCUGCGUCGCCCUCGUAUCCAGUCACUUCCGCGAGCUCGCCAGCGCCCGCAUAUACCGAGACUUCCACAUUGUCUUCACCGACGAUGAUGAUGAGUCCUUUGAUUCGCCCAUCGAUGGGCUGGCUAGUGGUCUCGAUACCCUGACCACCAGCGAAUACAAUUACGCCAAGCACCUCAGGGAUAUUUCCCUGGAUACCCUGACUGCCGGCAGGAAAGGCGAGAACUCCUACCGGCCUUACCUGUACUCUAAUAGCUGCGGCAAGUUCCUCAAUACGCUGCUCUUACUGGCUUUGAAAAGGGCCACGUCGCUCGAGGCCUUUCGCUGGAACAUCCGCGUCGAGUUGACCAGGCAGGUGUACAGAGAGCUCCACCGUAUGCCUUCGUUAAAGAGGUUGCAGAUUCGCAUGCAGGCUGGCGAAUCCUAUUAUGUUCCACCGCCCCCGCUGCCCACCGCCCAUGCCCUUCCGGUCGACAACCCUCUGGAAGCGCCGCCUUGGGGUCAUCCUAUCCCGCCCUUGCCUACUAUCCCGUCGACCGUGCCGCUACCACUAACCGACGGCCCGUCGCCUCUCACCGGUGGGCCUACCGUCGCUUCGUCUCAGCCCAAGUCGCUUCCCAGGAGCAGAACAUCCAAGCAUAGUUCACAUGUCAAAGAACCGCCCACCUUUUCAGGGUUCCGCAACCUCAAGAGCCUUUCUGUCCUCGACAUCGACGAGCUCGGCAUCGUCCCCGAGCUUAAGGAUUGCAUAGCGAACUCGUCGGCGUCGCUCACCGAGCUGGAACUGUCCCUCUCGGUCCAUCUAGCCUCCAAGUCACGAAGGCCGGCUCCGGAACCAGACAUUGAUGACUUUGACGUCGACGAUGACCUCCAGCUUACGCCGUCCCACAGCAUGGCCAACGACACGAGUGGUCCGGUCAAAGCUUUCCACGCCAACGAGGAGAGGAAGGUGCAUGAAGCCCUGCUUGGACGCUUGUUCGGUGUUGAGUUUCCCAGUAAUUCUUUACCAAAGGUGGACGAGAAAACUGCCGACGAGCCCUCUCCCAAAGAAGAUGCUUCUGAGAAUGAGGGGGCCAAGGAAAACAAUGAUCCACACCAGGAGUUUGUCACAUCCCUACGCUCCGUGUCUGAGCAACUCAUGACGGUUGUGCACGGGACGUACACCCGCUCAGAUUCUCACCAAGAGAUCCUGGAGAUGAUCGAGAAAGCUGCCCGGAAAUACGUCAGCUUGACAACAACAAAUCAACAGGGUAAUGGCGAUAGCAGCAAGUCGAAUCAGGAUGCGGACACGGAUGGCCGAUCCGCAAAUGAACGGCCCCAGCCCAGCCAGGAACUUGACCAGAAUGCUUCCACAGCUGCAGAAACCCCCUCGCCUACCAACAAUAUCAAGGGCAAGGGGUCCGAUGAAAAUGAAAAGGCACUCGAGGAAAUUGAUAUGGAGCACCCGGAAGACCCAGAAGAUGGCAAUAAUGAUUUUCUGGACGGUACGAAGGCGGAUGUCGGAUCGUCUCAAGCCUCUUCUGGACCCGAUGGCGCAGUCACGUUGGCGACGGAAAGCGGCGAUUCAAUGCCACCCGUGGAGAUCAGCAUGCUCCCAGUCCAAGAAGCAUGCGGUGAAGAGGCCCGUCUUAUGAAGGAGGCCCAGUGCUUGCAGAGCAAUAUAGACGGCCUCAAAUGCCGCAUGCUUGUUUUGCGCAGCAAGGGUGUGCCAGAUCAGGUCGCCGACAUUGAUGCGUUGGAGGGUAAGAUCAAGGUGCUUGACAGUAUGAUACUUGAUCUAAACAGCCAGUUAAGGAAAUUGCGCGAUCUGAGAAAUCCGGAUGGCUCAGCUUCGACGGCGGAUGGCAAGGGCCGUCAGAAGCAAAGCGCGUUUGAUUAUCUCCGACAGACUCGGGGGUUCCCUCUGGAGACCCUGAGUAUACACCUGAUACCCGUCAAGGCAUCCGUACUUUCCCGUGCAAUCGACCUGAGCUGUCUCAAAAGUCUGACGCUCCUCAACGUCGGGAACCAGGCUCCCAUCUGGACGCUCCUUACCAAGGAGAACAAGACGCAGCCGCUGGCCCUACGAAGCGUCUUUACCGAUAAUGUCUCGGAUUCUCUCCUCCUCUUUCUGUCGCAACUUGAGGAACUGCAUGAGCUAUUCAUGCUCGAGCGCAGUUCCAAGAGCAAGCCUGAGUCGACCGCACCGCGAACCACCAACACUAUCGACCAGAUUCGAAGAACGGUCCUAAACAAGCACAUGGGUCACUUGAAGCGGCUCAUGAUCCGGAAUGAGUCAUCGACAUCGAAUUGGGACGUCAAUGAGAAGGCCAUGGUCCACAUAUGCACGCACGGAAAGGAGCUAGAGGAGCUUGCCGUGGGCCUAAACAUUCAAGCAGUGCAUGCCUUUAUGCAGUACAUUUCCGGAGCAGCCAAGCUCCGAGCCCUCCACAUCCUGCGUUUCAGGAACAACGACACAUGCGUUUGGGUUCGGCGCGAGAUCCGGCGCUUCAUCGUGGAUAACCUGUCUCAUCACCCAGAGAGUAAACUCGAGUGGAUCGCAACCCAGGAUGAGCGUGUCGACCGCGUGGUGCGCGCAUCUCCCGUCGAUGAAAAGCUGCAGCGUGAGAGCACGGAGAAGCAGAUACUCAGGAACAAUAAGGCGGCACUUGAGACGGCAAGCCUCGGCAGCUUCAUACCUCACAGCUCAACGUAUCCGAUGCUCCCGUCCAUCCCGCUUGAAUCUGAUAGCGACAGCGACAGCGAUAAUGAUAGCGAUGACGGCAGCGAUGGUCCGAGGCUGCGGUUCAAAACAGUGGGCCCCAUGCGGUUCUACGACGUGUGGGGCAUCAAGAUUUUCGAGAAGGAAAUCCGCAGUGGCUGUCUUUAA